GCAUUAAAAUAUCAUUGCUACCUUUCAAGUUAAUUGAGUGCUGGUCGCUAUGUAUGAAAGUCUCACUACAUAAAGCAUUAUAUUAUCUCGGAUUAAUAGUUUUGUCCGGAGUGGUAUUGAUUGUUUGCAAUGCCUUCUUUAGAUCAGCCUACUUUAAGGUCACCCCUUGCAAGAGCCUUGGAAUCGUCAGCGGUGAUACCGGUGCGACGAAACAGAUAAACUUAGAUGGUGAACAAAUCUCCAGAUCCACAAUCUACCGAGACAACAUUCGGCACCCUUUGAAAGAGAGGGAACUAGCGGUGAAGGAUUAUUGUAACAGUACAGAAUUGUUCGUCAAAGAGAAUGAAAGAAGAUUAGCGUGGAUUGAUCGGCAUUGCAAGAACAAUUAUUUGAGACUCUCUGUCAUUAAAGAAGUCUUCUACUUCAGAGAAUCCAGCUUGGGAUAUUGUCCAGUGUAUAAGGCUGCAUCUUCAAACGUAUUGGCACAUUUCUGCAGAGACUAUUUUCCCGACCGAAUUUGCCGAAACAAGAGUAGGAAUGGUGCGACACUUUACAGAACAUUGAUGAUUUUCAAAGAGCCAGCAACCCCGACCGGAGAAGAAAAACGGUUCGUAGUAGUUAGAGAUCCACUGAGAAGGCUCCUGUCAGCUUACCGAGACAAGUUUGAACAGUUGAAAACAACAUCCUUUAAAACCCCGGCUAGGGAUAUGAUGCUUCACCACCGCCCUAUCAUGUGGACCAUACACUUCGACAGAGAGAAGAGCGCUCAGCAGGCUGUUGACUACGCGGUGGAAAUGUCGGAAAAUAAUACGCAAAACUUUACGCCCCUUGCGGAGGAUAAUCCGUAUCUUAAACCACCAUAUCCGACUUUUAAGGAGUUUGUAGCUGAGGUCGUGGCAGGCUGGAGGAAUAAUCACGUAGUACCAGCAAGUCAGUAUUGUGGGCCUUGCCAUUUGACAAAACGAUUUGAUUUCAUUUUAAAGGUAGAGACAUUUGAUUGUGAUAUUGGACACAUGCUGAACAUAACUGGCAACUUAAAAUCAGCUGUGGUAUACUCUCCGGAUGCAGUUGAAGAGAGAUGGGCGACAAACACAGGACCACCAGGAAACAUGUCUCUACUCUUCAGCUACUACUCCACCCUUACUUCAGAUCAACUGGAUAUGUUGCUAGAGUAUUACCAGGACGAUUGUCUGCUGUAUCAGUAUCUUUGUCACGAGCUUAUCAAUAAGAUUAGGAGAUUUAAUUCUUUAAAUCUAAAUCAUCACCAUGAGUACAAGAAUACUUGGAGUGGAAGAGCAGUUUCUUGA
Messenger RNA from Bolinopsis microptera, 1307 nucleotides. RefSeq lists its product as uncharacterized. NCBI's taxonomy places the organism in Eukaryota, Metazoa, Ctenophora, Tentaculata, Lobata, Bolinopsidae. Gene Ontology annotation, biological process: carbohydrate biosynthetic process. Gene Ontology annotation, cellular component: membrane. Gene Ontology annotation, molecular function: sulfotransferase activity. The transcript is spliced from 7 exons. The coding region runs from base 54 to 1307 and encodes 417 amino acids. The record is from RefSeq and is a predicted model, not a curated record.